AUGGUCAUUUGCUCUUUAGUUCUCGGUGUCUCGGAUGCGGAGCGUAAUCGCCCACAGCGGCCUCCCAAUCCCAACUAUAAUUGUAAUCCCAAUCCCAACUACAAUUGUAAGCGUAAUCGCCCACAGCGGCCUCCUCCUAAUUUUAAUUAUUGUAAUCCCAAUCCCAACUCCAAUUGUAAGCGUAAUCGCCCACAGCGGCCUCCUCCUAAUUAUAAUUAUUGUAAUCCCAAUCCCAACUAUAUUUGUAAUCCCAAUCCCAACUACAACUGUAAUCCCAAUCCCAAUCCCAACUAUAAUUGUAAUCCCAAUCCCAAUUAUGAUUAUAAUCCCAAUCCCAAUCCAAAUAGACCCAGACCACCAAGCAACAACGGAGGCGGAUAUCCUGCUGGUCUUGAUCCAAACCGCAAACUGUUCACUUUCAAAGGGAAUGAAGUUAGCGACAACCACGCCGACACGCAGGCAUUUAACAACUUUGGCAACGUGCAUAACGGGGGUAAUAGGCACGGCCACAACGAAGACAAUGCUAUUUUCGGGUUUGAGGAUAAUAAAGUCAAGGGAAACCAGGGCAAAGUGAAAGGAUUUAACGACUUCGGCAACCAGUACUAUUGA
Messenger RNA from Prunus avium (sweet cherry), 609 nucleotides. NCBI's taxonomy places the organism in Eukaryota, Viridiplantae, Streptophyta, Magnoliopsida, Rosales, Rosaceae. The record is from RefSeq and is a predicted model, not a curated record.